AUGAACGACAUCGAUUAUUCACUCUACCUUGUGACAGGAAGAGAACUGCUACCUCCAGGCAAGGACUAUUUUGAAUCACUAGAAGAAUCCCUUCAAGGAGGUGUUACUGUUGUGCAGAUCCGUGAGAAGAACACAGAUACUGGCGAGUUCAUCAAAAUCGCAAGAGCUUCAAAGGUCAUAUGCGACAUUUACAACGUUCCUCUGCUCAUCAACGAUCGCGUUGACGUAGCGCUUGCGAUAAAUGCCCAUGGUGUUCACCUUGGUCAAGAUGACAUGCCCAUAGCUCUGGCGCGUAAGAUGCUCCCGAAGGAUGCCGUCAUUGGGGUCAGCUGUAAUAAUGUCGAUCAUGUCAAGGCGGCCGUGAAGGACGGGGCGGACUACGUGGGGAUUGGUGCUGUGUGGGGGACGAAGAGCAAGUCGCUGACAAGCCCUAUUAUAGGUGUUCGUGGGGUUGGGGUCAUGUUAGAGGUCUUGGAUGGGACCAACGUAAAAGCUUUGGCAAUCGGCGGUAUCAAGUCAACAAAUCUUCUACGCACCUUACACGGGACCGUGUCAUCGACAGGUCAUGCUCUAGAUGGCAUUGCUGUCAUCUCGGAAAUCGUUUCCUCCACUGAACCGCGUCGAGCGACGGAAACGCUCGCUAACAUCCUGAGCGCUUUUCGAGCAGACUUUCCGCACCCCCCUGGUUUGGACACGCGUUUGACAUCCGAUCUGUAUGUGACUGGAGAUCUGUCGCCUGAGGCGGUGCUUGAAGGCGUCGUACAACUUUUGGAGACAAUCCGGGGUCUGAAUCCUCUUGUUCACCAGAUUACCAACACGGUCGUCGCUACACAAUCCGCAAAUAUUACGUUGGCAUUGGGUGCGAGCCCGAUUAUGGCCACUGAGCCCCGUGAAAUGGAAGACUUGGCCAAGAUUAGCGGAGCCCUUCUAGUGAAUAUCGGGACUCUAAGGGGAGAGAGUUUCGACGGGAUGAAGAAAGGAGGGUUCUUUGCCAACCAGUCCAGGAAGCCCAUUGUCUUUGAUCCAGUUGGAGUGGGUGCCAGUGCUUUCAGGCAAGAGACUGUCAAUGAACUCUUGAAUACAUGGCAGGCAAGCGUCAUCAAGGGUAACGCUGGUGAACUGGCCGCUCUGGCCGGAACGAAAGAGGUCGAUUCCAAAGGAGUAGACAGUGUGGGUUCAGGCUUCAAAGACCCGGUUUCGUUUGUGAAAGCACUUGCAAAACGGGAACGAUGUGUUGUGGUUUUAACGGGAGCGACAGACUAUAUCUCUGAUGGCCUGUCAGUCGUGUCACUGAAAAAUGGGGAUGCGAUGCUUGGGAAGAUCACAGGCUCCGGGUGUGUUUUAGGCAGUUGCAUCGCAGCAUUUUGUGCCACAGCGGCACAUUUGGCUUCGGAUGAGGAGAAGAAGGGCGAUGGGAAGCUGGCAAAAGGGGAUAUGUUCCUUGGAGCCAUCGCGGGCGUGCUUGUCCUCACUGUCGCUGCAGAGUUGGCAGUUCAAAGAGAGGACGUGAAAGGGCCUGGAAGCUUUUUGUCUGGCCUCAUUGAUACGCUGUGGGCACUUCACUCCGACGACGUGCAGAACUUGGCCAAGGUCUCGAUAGAGUGA
Molecule: messenger RNA, 1605 nt
Organism: Laccaria bicolor S238N-H82
Lineage: Eukaryota; Fungi; Basidiomycota; Agaricomycetes; Agaricales; Hydnangiaceae
Product: thiamine biosynthetic bifunctional enzyme Thi4
Exons: 11
Coding region: 1-1605 (534 amino acids)
Biological process (GO): thiamine biosynthetic process
Cellular component (GO): cytoplasm
Molecular function (GO): hydroxyethylthiazole kinase activity; thiamine-phosphate diphosphorylase activity; magnesium ion binding
Source: RefSeq, a predicted model, not a curated record